GUGUGUGGGGAGAAGGGGGAGGGAGUCAGUGAUCCUCUACGGUGCAACAUUGUCUCGGCAGUAACCUCUCUCCAGCGUGGCACUGUCUCUGAGGAGCAGCGGACGUACGGGCUGUGUGUGUUUGUGUUUGUAGCGGUCGAUUUAUUUGACGAUAUUUACACAGUGUGGACUCGUAUGCAACUCGCGUGAGGAUUCGCGGAUUCAUAUCGGUGUAAAACAAACGUGGGAUUUUGGUUCAUUUCCUCGACGGGCCCGGAUACAGCUCGAUACCCAGAGAGAGACUCAACUCCGGUCCUUUCGUCCUGACAUGGACACAGGAAUUGUACCAGAAAAGAAAAGGGUGAGCUCGGAGCGGAGGAAGGAGAAGUCAAGGGAUGCGGCGCGAUGCCGGCGCGGGAAGGAGUCAGAGGUGUUUUACGAGCUGGCCCAGGAGCUGCCCCUGCCCCACAGUGUCAGCUCCAGCCUGGACAAGGCCUCGAUAAUGAGACUCACCAUCAGCUACCUGCGCAUGAGGAAACUGCUCAACGCUGAUGAGCCAAUGGAAGACGAGGAAACAGACCUCGAUUUCCAGUUAAACAGCUCCUACCUAAAGGCUCUCGAGGGUUUUCUCAUGGUGCUGACUGAAGACGGAGAUAUGAUCUAUCUCUCGGAGAAUAUCAACAAGUGCCUUGGGCUGGCACAGUUUGACCUGACCGGACACAGUGUGUUUGACUUCAUACAUCCCUGUGACCAAGAUGAGCUGAGGGAGAUGCUGGUCCACAGAACAGGCACCAAGAAGGCCAAGGAACCAAACACAGAGCGCAGCUUUUUCCUCCGAAUGAAGUGCACUCUCACAAGCAGGGGCCGCACCGUCAAUGUCAAAUCAGCUACAUGGAAGGUGCUCCACUGCUCCGGACAUGUCCAUGUAUAUGACAGCCACACUGAGGAGAGUCCCAACGGGCAAAAAGAGCCACCUAUCCCCUACUUGGUUUUGAUCUGUGACCCCAUCCCGCACCCUUCCAACAUUGAGGUCCCACUGGAUAGCAAGACCUUUCUCAGCCGCCACACAAUGGACAUGAAGUUCACAUAUUGUGACGAGAGGAUCACUGAACUCAUGGGUUAUGAUCCAGAGGACCUGUUGAAUCGUUCUGUGUAUGAGUAUUACCACGCUCAGGACUCAGACCAUCUCACCAAGACUCACCAAAACUUGUUUGCAAAGGGCCAGGUCUGCACAGGCCAGUACCGGAUGUUGGCCAAGAGAGGAGGCUUUGUGUGGGUGGAGACCCAAGCCACUGUCAUCUACAACAACAAGAACUCCCAACCACAGUGUGUCGUCUGUGUCAACUUUGUGCUCAGUGGCAUCCAGGAGGAGAAACUGAUCCUGUCUCUGGAGCAGAUCGAGGAUGUGAAGCCAGUGAAGGCGGAGCUGCAGCAGGAGAAAGAAAAGGCUGUAGUUGAGAGCAGCGAGCCUGAUAUCCCCAGAUCCCCAACCCCUCUGAAGGAGGAGGUGGAGCAGAAGGUCCCAGAGGUGGAUGUGAUCAAACUGUUCACUCAGGCAGUAGCGGCCCAGUCGCUGGUUAGCCUGUAUGACAGGCUGAAGGAGGAGCCCGAGGCCCUCACCCUGCUGGCCCCAGCUCCAGGAGACACCAUCAUCUCCCUGGACUUCAGCUGCCCUGAUUCAGAGAUCCCGAUGAUGAACGAUGUUCCUGUCUACAAUGAUGUAAUGCUUCCCUCCACCAGUGACAAGCUGGCUCUGCCUCUUUCCCCUCUGCCGCCCAGUGAGCCUCUCCACGUCACCACCACAUCUGAGGAUGCAAAAACUCAGCGCUAUAAUCCAGCCCCGUCUACUACACCGGCCAGCUCCUCAGAGCCUGGCAGUCCGCUGGACUUUUGUUUCCCCAUGGAGUCCGAUAUGAGCUCAGAUUUCAAACUCGACUUGGUGGAGAAGCUGUUUGCCAUUGAUACAGAGCCCAAGACCCCCUUCACCACACAGGCACCGGAAGACUUCGAUCUGGAGACGUUAGCUCCCUACAUCCCCAUGGACGAUGACUUCCAGCUGCGCAGUGUGACCCCAGACGAGCCUCUAUCUUGUGAGACAGUUAAAUCCCAUCAGAGUUCUCCAGUAUGCGUCACACAGGACGUCCAUAGCUAUAACUCACCAGGCAGUCGCACAGCUUCUCCGGCACCACCUGAGCCAGCCCCUCAUCUUGCCACCAUCCUUGCUAAGAGGAUCACACAGCUGGACAAAGAAGUAUCGCUCAGCACCCUGGCAGCUCAGAACACACAGCGUAAAAGAAAACUGUGUGACAUAAAAGAGAUGAUUGGAUCGGGAACUCUGCGCCAGGAACAACUGGAGCCGGGCAAAAAGCUGAAGGCAUCAGAGUCAGGAACAACCAGAACCAUACUUCUGCUGCCGUCAGAUUUGGCGAGUCGUCUGCUUGGCAGCACGUCAGAGGGCACGAGUUCCCUCUUCACCCUGCCACAGCUCACCCGCGACGACUGCGAGGUCAACGCCCCCUUACAGGGUCGUCAGUACCUGCUGCAGGGGGAGGAGCUGCUGCGCGCUCUGGACCACGUCAACUGAGUCAUUGCUUAGCCUGCUCACUGCUGAACUAGACUGGACACUACAAUUUCUCCCUCAUAUUGUCACUCCCUCUCAAAGACCCCCAC
Morone saxatilis (striped sea-bass) is the source of this 2649-nucleotide messenger RNA. It is a transcript of the gene hif1aa, whose product is annotated as hypoxia inducible factor 1 subunit alpha a. Gene Ontology annotation, molecular function: protein dimerization activity; DNA-binding transcription factor activity, RNA polymerase II-specific; RNA polymerase II transcription regulatory region sequence-specific DNA binding. Gene Ontology annotation, cellular component: nucleus; transcription regulator complex; cytoplasm. The coding region runs from base 308 to 2563 and encodes 751 amino acids. The transcript is spliced from 15 exons. The record is from RefSeq and is a predicted model, not a curated record. Gene Ontology annotation, biological process: cellular response to hypoxia; regulation of transcription by RNA polymerase II. NCBI's taxonomy places the organism in Eukaryota, Metazoa, Chordata, Actinopteri, Moronidae.